AUGGGUGGCUUACCUCCGUGCGGCGACCCUGUCCUGUCAGUAAAGGACCAUCGACGACAGGCAGUAACCUCGAAGAAAUGGCCAUCGAAACCUGAGAAUGAUUCCUCAAUCACUUUCUCACCAAACGAUGCCAUCGGCGUCCAUUUACCUCACAACGACCCACUGCUAGUCGAGGUAGGAAUAGCGAAGUGUGACGUCGCUAAAGUGUUGAUCGAUACAGGCAGUUCAGUCGACUUAAUCUUUCGAGAUACGCUCGAUAAGAUGGGAGUCGACCUGCGCGACAUGAAACCAUCAUCUCGCUCCCUCACAGGAUUCAACGGUGCUUCUGAGACAAUGAUUGGUACGAUCAAACUCCCCGUCUACGCUUACGGAGUUAUACGCACAGUUAAAUUCUCAGUCAUCCGAACGAAAGCUACUUACAACGCGAUCCUCGGAACCCCCUGGUUACAUUCUGUUAAGGCAGUAUCCUCGACAUAUCAUCAAUGCGUGAAAUUUCCUGGACCAAACGGAGAAGUGCAGACGCUUCGCGGAGAUCAACAAGCCGCUCGAGAACUACUCAUCGCAACGAAAGAUGAGAUUUUAGAAGUCACCAUCGACGACUCUGAUAAGAGCAAAGUAGUCCGAGUCGGAGCGUUCCUCAACGAUGAGAUGCAACGCGCAAUCAUCGAUUUCCUCAAGGAGAACGUCUCAACGUUUGCUUGGGAAACAUCGGAUAUGAAAGGAAUAAACCCCGCCAUCACGUCCCACGAGUUGAAUGUCGAUCCAACCAUCAAACCCAUUCGCCCAAAGAGACGAAAGCUCGGUCACGACCGAAGCAAAGCUGUCAACGAAGAAGUGGAGCGACUCCUCGCAGCUGGCUCAAUCACCGAGGUGAGAUACCCCGAGUGGCUAGCUAACCCGGUCGUCGUAAAGAAGAAGAACGGAAAGUGGCGCAUUUGCGUCGAUUUUACCGAUUUGAACAGAGCUUGCCCAAAAGACAGUUAUCCGCUUCCGCAUAUCGACAGACUCGUCGAGUCGACUGCCGGGAAUGAACUCCUGACUUUCAUGGACGCAUUUUCUGGUUAUAAUCAGAUCAUGAUGCAUCCAGACGAUCAAGAGAAGACAGCGUUCAUCACCGAUAGAGGGACGUACUGUUACAAAGUAAUGCCGUUCGGUCUCAAAAACGCGGGUGCAACUUAUCAAAGACUCGUCAAUCGAAUGUUCGCCGACAAAUUAGGGAACACGAUGGAAGUCUACAUCGACGACAUGCUGGUAAAAUCACUCCGCGCAACGGACCAUCUGGAUCAUCUUAAAGAAUGCUUCAAGACUUUGAACGAAUACGGUAUGAAACUCAACCCAGCCAAGUGUACCUUCGGCGUCACUUCAGGAGAGUUUUUAGGGUACAUCGUCACCAGGCGAGGAAUUGAGGCAAAUCCUAGGCAGAUCUCUGCCAUACUUGAUCUUCCCAGCCCAAAAACCAGCAGAGAAGUCCAGCGACUCACAGGAAGGAUCGCGGCCCUGAAUCGUUUCAUUUCCAGAUCUACGGACAAAUGCCUUCCUUUCUACGAGUUGUUGCGAGGAAACAAACGCUUCAUCUGGGACGAGAAAUGCGAAGAGGCGUUCAAACAACUCAAGGAGUAUCUUACAACUCCUCCCGUAUUGUCCAAGCCCGAAACUGGCGACACACUCUCACUCUAUAUCGCCGUAUCCUCAACCGCGGUCAACAGCCUCCUCAUCCGAGAGGAUCGAGGAGAACAGAAGCCUAUCUUCUACACGAGCAAGCGCAUGACUGAUCCAGAGACUCGAUAUCCCACCCUUGAGAAGAUGGCUCUUGUCGUUGUAACAUCGUCGCAGAAUACAAAUCAAUCCGGACGGUUAUCGAAGUGGGCUAUCGAACUCAGCGAGCACGACAUUGUCUUCAAGAAUCGAACAGCUGCAAAAUAUCAAGUCCUCGCAGACUUUCUCAUUGAACUCGCACCAGAGCUCGAGCAAGAUCUAAUCCUCCCGAGUCAAAAUUGGAUACUCCACGUCGACGGGUCGUCGACAAACAAAGGAUCAGGAGCAGGAGUACAGCUGCAAUCCCCGACAGGAGAACUGAUCAGACAGUCGUUCAGCUUCGGCUUCGCCGCUUCAAACAACGAAGCAGAGUAUGAGUCGUUGAUCGCAGGACUCCGACUCGCCAAGGCAGUCAAGGCAAAACGCCUCAGCGCAUACUGCGAUUCGCAACUCGUAACUAGAAGCAGGUUGCGCGAUCAGGUGAAACGUACCAUCCCUAUCCACAAGAUCGACAAGCCAAGCAUCGAUCUGACUCCCAUCGAGACCGCCAUCGUAGCACCGAUAACCGAAGCCGUACCCACGAACCAAGUCCUCGAAGAGGUGUCAAACGACACCAAUGAUUGGAGAACAGAAUUUAUCGACUAUUUGGUCGAUGGAAAGCUACCUCCCGAGAAAUGGAUUGCAAGGCGACUCAAGACGCGGAGUGCUCAUUAUGUCGUCCUCGACGGAGAGCUCCACCGAUGGACCGCAACCAAGGUACUUCUGAAGUGCAUCAAUGGCGAGGAGACGCAUUUAGUCAUGGCUGAAACGCACGAAGGCGCUGCAGGAAAUCAUUCUGGAGGUCGAGCACUUGCUUUAAAAGUAAAGAGUCUCGGUUUCUACUGGCCAACGAUGAACGCAGACUGCGAAGCUUACGCCCAGCGAUGUGACCAGUGCCAGCGACACGCCUCGACGAUCCACUCCCCGAUACAGUUGCUGCGAACAAUGACAGCUCCUUACCCUUUCAUGCGAUGGGGAAUGGACAUAAUCGGCCCGAUGCCGAGCUCUCGACAGAAACGCUUCGUCCUAGUCUUGACAGAUUACUUCACGAAGUGGAUUGAGGCAGAAGCUUUCGCGAGCAUUACAGAGAAGGAAGUCCAACGAUUUGUGUGGAAGAACAUCAUCUGUCGCCAUGGCCUACCUUACGAGAUAGUGACUGACAACGGCUCUCAAUUCAUAUCAAAUAAAUUUCGAGAGUUCUGCGAGAGAUGGAGAAUCCGAUUCAACACGUCAAGAUGUUGGGCAGACGAGCUCGACGGUGUCCUCUGGUCACAUAGAACGACUCCUCGAGGAGCAACGAAAUCAACUCCUUUCUCGAUGGCACACGGAGUCGAAGCCAUGGCUCCCGCCGAAGUCAACGUAACCAGUCUUCGAAGGUCGAGGAUGCCACCAAACGUCGAGCUCAACAGCAGUAUGCUCUUCGAUGCCUUGGACGCUAUAGAAGAACGCCGCGACCAAGCACUACUCCGCAUCCAGAACUAUCAGCAUCAGAUCGAAGGUUACUACAACAAGAAGGUCAAGUCUCGACCUCUCUAA
Messenger RNA from Brassica napus (rape), 3330 nucleotides. RefSeq lists its product as uncharacterized. Lineage: Eukaryota; Viridiplantae; Streptophyta; Magnoliopsida; Brassicales; Brassicaceae. The record is from RefSeq and is a predicted model, not a curated record. The coding region runs from base 1 to 3330 and encodes 1109 amino acids. Gene Ontology annotation, biological process: DNA integration. The transcript has 5 exons. Gene Ontology annotation, molecular function: nucleic acid binding.